GAAGAAGACGCAUUAGCGCGCAUUGUAAAGUGGCUGAGUGACUGAAGAUGUUUGUGUAUGAGCGCUUAUAACAUCGAAUUCAAGAUCAACGCAAAACAGAAGAAAAUUCACAAACAGGAUAAACUUCCAUGUGGAACGACUGAGAGCUGCCUUAACGUACAAGAUGGAGGAUAUUAAAGUGGAAAAUGAAGAAAUGAAAAUUACAGAACCAUGCGAAAUUAAAUCGGAAGAUAAUGGUUUCCAAAUACUAGAUCCGAUGGAAUUGAAAAGGGAAAGUGAAGAGCAACAUCAGUAUCAGACACCUGAUGAUUUCAUAACUGAAGAUAAACCUCUUAACUGCUUUCAACCUGGAAACAAUUUCUUACAAGAAAUUACAGCUCAAAUGCCAGAAGAGGAAAAUUCAGUGUCGCAAAUGAGUGGAAACCACGUGGCGGUUCACACUGGAUCGAAGCCUUUCAAAUGCCAUUGUGGAACGAGUUUCCAAUCCUUCAGACAACUUAAAGACCACAUGAAGAUUCACAUUAAUGAGAGGAAGCUUUAUAGAUGUCAGUUUUGUAAAAGUAAAUUCAAAUACUUAAGAGAUCUAAGACGACACGUGAAAAUUCACAGUAGCGGAGAGCUUUUCGUGUGCCAGCAAUGCGGAAAAACAUUCAAAAACCGAGGAAGUCUUAUAAACCAUAUGGGAAUUCACACUGAUGAGAAGCCGUACGGGUGCCAGUACUGUGGACAGGGUUUUAAAUACAAAGGAUUCCUUGAGAACCACAUGAGCAUUCACUCCGAAGAAAGGUUUUUCGUAUGCACCCAUUGUGAAAAGAGUUUCAAAGACAAAUCAAGCCUUGUAAACCACAUGGAAGUUCACUCCGAAGAAAUGGUUUUCGUAUGCACCCAGUGUGAAAAGAGUUUCAAAGACGAAUCAAGUCUUUUAAACCACAUGGAAGUUCACACUAGACUGACGCCUUUCAUGUGCCAUUGUGGAAUGAGUUUCAAAUCCUUAAAACAACUUAAAAACCACAAGAAGGUUCACGUAAAUGUAAAGAAGCCUUAUGGAUGUGAGUUUUGUGAGAAGCAAUUCAAAUUCGUAAGAGACCUAAUAAAACAUGUGAGAAUGCACAGUAAAAGAAAGCUUUUCAUCUGCCAGCAAUGCGGAAAAGCUCUCAAAAACCAAGGAAGUCUUAUAAACCAUAUGGGAAUUCACACUGAAGAGAGGCCACACAAGUGCCAGGACUGUGGAAAGGGUUUCAAAUAUAAAGGUCGUCUCGAGAAUCACCUCCAUGAGGGGUGUCACAAAAAUGAUGUUUAAGAAGAGCAGGUUUGAUUCUCUGGACAAACCUGGGGACAGCUGAAUAUAUAUGUGCUGGAUAUACAAUAUACAUUAGUGUCAGAUGCCUACUGAUUUCUUAACUGAAGAAAUUUUUUGCAUUUUCCUAACACCAACCCGAAUCAAACACAGCUUAACCAAGUUGUUAGAGUCAGGUGUGUUGGAGAGAAGGGUUUAAAACUAAAAUGUCCAGAAUCAGGGUUUGAGAUCCCUGUUAUUGCAGCAGUCGUCUAGCAAUAAACAUAACAGGAUUUUAAAUGGUUAUUUAGCAAAAAUAACCAGAUGGAUAAAACAUUUGGAUACUCAAAUCAAAAGAUAUUGUGAUACCUGAAAUAUCACAGUAUGCAUAUCACAAUACUUUGCAAUGACUAUUAUUAUGUAGUCAAAAUAUUAGGUUUAUACAGCUAGCAGGGAGAGUGACAAAGCACGAGUGAUGCUUUUCCCAGAAAUAAUGUUACAUUUAUUUUGAUUAUGUAAUUUUCAAUUUACGAAAAUAUCUUUUAAUGUUAUCUGUUAUUUGAUUUUAAUACUUUAAGCAUAACAUUGCAUAUUGUUAUCAGAUUUCGUUUAUAUUGUGCACUCUUUCUCGGUAUGCAUGACACAUAAAUGAUUGUAGUUGUGCGUUUGCUGUUUUUAUAAUCAUAGUUUUCUAAAUAAACCUUGAUUGUUUGUUAGAUGCAUGAAGCUUCUUCGUGAAUAUGGUUUUAUGAUUGUAAAGAUGUUAAAGAACUAAAAUAACAAAAAAUCUUACAUAUAUACCAAUACCAUGAUUCUGUAAAAUAAUUGGAUUUGUGACAAUAGUAUGCUGUUGAAAGUCUCAGGGAAUCUGUCGUCUCGCAUCAAGAAAGUCCCUGGUUUGAGUUCUUGCAUGAUCUCCCUGCUGUGUUGCUGUUCAGUCUCCCCCAUAAUCCAAGUACAUCAUAGGUCACCAAACUAAGGCCCGCGGGCCGACUCAGGCCCGUCACCCCCUUUUGACCAGCCCUUCUGCCCCCCACUAAUUGAUUCGGCCCUAUGAGGCAAUUUUAUUUUUUGGUAAUUGUUUUUUGGAAAUUAAUAACAUGUUCACAUCUGGUAUUUUGUUGAUUUUUUUUACAUGAACACUGGCCGUGUUCAUGACAGCAAAAUGGCUAGCAUUAAACAAUCUGGGUCAUAAAUAUAGCUGUUAAAUAUAUAUUUAUAUAGCUGACCCGGCCCCCCAUCACAGUCAGGAACGAUAAUGUGGCCCCCGGAGAAAAAAGUUUGGUGACCCCUAAAGUAGAUUUUUAACUACCCAUAGGGUGAGUAUUAGUGUGUGUCCCCUGUACAUUUCCUUUGGUGUGUAAGUGUGUAUUUGUACUUGUUAACAAUAUGCAAAAGGUACAUGCAUCAAAGU
Paramisgurnus dabryanus is the source of this 2690-nucleotide messenger RNA. RefSeq lists its product as uncharacterized. NCBI's taxonomy places the organism in Eukaryota, Metazoa, Chordata, Actinopteri, Cypriniformes, Cobitidae. Gene Ontology annotation, biological process: regulation of transcription by RNA polymerase II. The record is from RefSeq and is a predicted model, not a curated record. Gene Ontology annotation, molecular function: DNA-binding transcription factor activity; RNA polymerase II cis-regulatory region sequence-specific DNA binding.